UGGUGCAGUGCAAACCGCCCGCUCAUCCUCACCGAUGGUGUGCAGAACAAGGGGGACAUAAAAAAAAAACCUUCUGAAACUAAAAACAUCCACAUCCCUUUUCUUAAACAAACAAAAAAAAAUCACCAACAAAAAAUUCAUCAUGAGCUACGAUUCCUUCUACUCCUACCGCCGCCCUUGGGACAGCUACAGAGGCUCCCAGUCCACCACCAAAUCCUCCAUGUCCUCCUCCCUCUACUCUACUCCUCGAGCUCCUCCGUCUGGGAAGAGGAUCCUGAGGCUGGCCUCCUCUUCCCUGCCAGACGGGUCAGAGCGGAUGGACCUGGCUCAGGCCAGCACUCUUAACACGGAGCUGCUGGGCCUGCGCUCCCAGGAGAGGGAGCAGCUAGUGGACCUGAACGACCGCUUCGCCACCUACAUUGAGAAGGUGAGGCACCUGGAGCAGCAGAACCGAGCCCUGCUGGCCGAGCUGGAUGCGCUGAGGAGAAGGCAAAACGACCCGUCCCACCUGCAGACGCUCUAUGAGGGGCAGUCCCGGAGUUUGAGGGCCAUGAUAGACUCGGAGAACGGGGAGAAGAUGAAGAUGGAGGCGGAGAGAGACUACCUGCGAGAUGUGUAUGAGCAGAUGAAGGAGCGCUUUGAGGAUGAAGCGAGGCGGCGCAUGGAUGCUGAGGAGGCCUUGCAGAGGGCCAGGGAGGAGGCCAGCAGGGCCGUGCUCUCCAACUGUGACGCCGAGGCCAAUGUAGUCUCUCUCUGUGAUGAGAUGGUGUUCCUGAAGAAAGUCUUUGCAGAGGAGCAAGUGGAGCUGCAGGCCCAGCUGCAGGUGGCUAACAUCAGCGUGGAUAUGGAGGUGUCCCGGCCUGACCUCUCCACCGCCCUGCGAGACAUCCGGGCACAGUACGAGCGGCUGGCGAACAAGAACAUGCAGGCCGCUGAGGACUGGUACAAGAGCAAGUUCGCGAGUGUGGCGGAGAUGGCCAGCAAAAACAACGAGGCCGUGCACGCCAUCCGGGAGGAGACCAUGGAGUACCGGCGACUGCUUCAGUCCCGAUCCUCUGAGAUCGAAUCUCUCCGGAACGUCAUCGACUCCCUACAUAAGCAGCUGGAGGAUCUGGAGGACACGCAGUCCAAAGAGGUGGCAAAGUACCAGAUGAGGAUAAGUGAGCUGGAGCGGGAUAUCACCGACGCCAAGCAUGAGAUGGCGCGCUACCUGAGAGAGUACCAAGACCUUCUCAAUGUGAAGAUGGCCCUUGACAUUGAAAUAGCUGCGUACCGGAAACUUCUGGAGGGGGAAGAGAUUCGUCUGGCUUAUCCUUCCUUUUCCGCCCUAAACUAAAACCUGAAUGCCGCCAGCCUGGCAUCAACCUGAAUUCUUCACACCCAUUCUUUCCUGUCCUGACCUGAACAUCACCCCUCUCCCUCCCUCAUUUGUUAUACGUUCUCCCCUCUGUCAUCCACCCCCCCAAUCCCACCCCCAAAAUACUCCCUCCAUCCUUUACUCCUCCCAAAACCCAAACGCAAACUAAAGCUCAUCGUUCUCAAGACAGAUGCGCCCUUGUGCUAAACAAGAGGUCCACCAGAAGUCCCCCUUCUUCUACACACGUUCUGACACCGCACAUCAAGAAGAUGGCAAACUGUAAAAUGCAGAGUGGCUGCACUGCAUUAGUUACAUAGCUAAGUCGGACAGCUGUAUUGCUUUGGCUGAGUUCCUCUCCGUCACACACGUUAAGGUCCAAGCAGCAGAGUUACUAUUUGACUCUUCUGUUGUGCAAACAUUUGACCAAUUGUUUGUGAAGGAGGACAAAUAUCCCUUUUAUCUCUCGAUGCUUGGACUUUAUCUGUGUUUGAACUGAUGCAAGAAACCUGCAGCGUUAUUGACCGGGAACUCUCCCAAUCGAUCAUGCAUUGUCCUGCAACCCUGGUUCUCUAGUAGUCAGUGAACCAGUAACCUUAAAACAUUUCUUUUCACUAUAUUAAAAGACCCAUUUUUGUCCUUUUUAGUUAUUCUUCCUCUGCAUUUACGCAAAUACUACAAGUUUAGGUUGGUUUAAAAACCAGAGUGAGUUUGGGUCUUUCUAUUCGGCCGGUUAUUUAAAUUUCUAAUGUCUUUUCUUGCAUAAGCUUCUGGACAUGUAAAUGCUGUGGAAGACUAAAUUGUUACUGGGUUCUCCUUUUACUCAUGCAGUGUGUCUCACAGCGUAUCUGCAUUAGAUUUGUUUUCUGUUCUGUGAGUUCAUUCAAAGCUAAACGAUGGAACGGAAACGGAAGUGCAGGAGCUCCUUGUUGUUUGUCUGCUGAUGUUACAUCUAGAUGGCGCUUUUACAUCCGUGAAACUAAUACAAAGUCUGCACCAUUAUGUUCGGUGUAACUGUAACAGCCGGCAACAAGCUGAAUAAACAUAUAACUGACCUGCAAAUCA
Molecule: messenger RNA, 2419 nt
Organism: Sebastes umbrosus (honeycomb rockfish)
Lineage: Eukaryota; Metazoa; Chordata; Actinopteri; Perciformes; Sebastidae
Gene: neff2
Exons: 3
Coding region: 143-1336 (397 amino acids)
Biological process (GO): neurofilament bundle assembly
Cellular component (GO): intermediate filament; axon; cytoplasm
Molecular function (GO): structural constituent of postsynaptic intermediate filament cytoskeleton
Source: RefSeq, a predicted model, not a curated record